AUGUCGCACCGUAAAGAUUCUUACGGUCCUACUGCAUAUCGAACAUCAUAUUCUGACAAAUCAAAAUAUGAUUCAUUAUAUACAAAUGACGGGUUUUCGAGAUAUCGGCACAAAUCUUCAUAUGCCUCUGAAAAACCUAUUCGACAGCCUGAGAAAAGCACAUCAAAACGUCAAAAACGCGAUGUAUCGAAAAAACCGGAAUCUGAGACCAAUUCUAAGAAAAAAGUUAGCGUAAGACCUCAAAAUGAGACAGGAAUUGUAUUUUUAUCAAAAAAACAAAGAGAACAAUUAGUGAAAGAGGAAGAAGAAAAACUAGAGAAAUUAUUAGAGCAAAUUCGUCAACAUUAUCUAGGGUUGAAAAAAGAGUCCAAAAAGCUACAAAAACCGUCUGAAAAGUUUAGAAAUAUAUUCAACUUUGAAUGGAAUUCAAUUGAAGACACUACUCGUGGCGACAGUAAUACUUUAUAUUUAAGCCGUGUUGAGCCUCAACUCUUAUUUGGCCGUGGUUUCCGUGCAGGAAUUGACGUUAGAGAACAACGAAAAUAUAACAAUUUUUAUGAUGAAUUGAUAAAACAUCGGACUCAAGUUGGGGGCGAACAAAUAACUGCUAUUGCAGAUAGAGAAUUAUUAAUAAAACAAAGAGAUUUGGAUGUACUGAAAUAUAGAGCAUUAUAUUUUAUAUAGACUGGAAAUGCCAGUAAACGGCACUGGUGUGAAAAAAAAUAUGAGGAAAUGCAAGACAGAGACUGGCGCAUUUUUCGUGAAGAUUAUGAGAUUUACAUUAAAGGAGGACGAGUUCCCCCUCCUAUGCGAUGCUGGGAAGAAUCAAAUUUACCGCCUGCUUUAAUUGAAGCAAUUAAAAAGGUAGGGUAUGAAAAGCCAACACCUAUUCAAUUGCAAGCUAUUCCAAUAGCACUUGAAAUGCGUGAUUUAAUAGGAAUAGCAGAAACAGGUUCAGGAAAGACUGCCGCUUUUGUUUUGCCUAUGGUUACAUAUGUUGGUAGUUUACCUGCUCUCACAGAUGAAACUAGUCAAAGUGGACCGUAUGCUUUAGUUCUUGCACCAUCCAGAGAAUUAGCUAUUCAAAUUGAAGAAGAGGUUCAAAAGUUUUCUCAAGUUAUUGUCUGCCGUGCAGUUGCAGUUGUUGGAGGCAGGAGUGCGGAAGCUCAAGCAUUCGAAUUACGAAAAGGAGCUGAAAUAGUUAUCGGUACCCCUGGACGUAUACGAGACUGUCUCGAACGAGCUUACACAGUCUUAAGUCAAUGUAAUUACGUUAUUUUAGAUGAAGCUGAUCGAAUGAUUGAUAUGGGUUUUGAAGAAGUAGUAAAUUGGAUCCUAGAUCAAAUACCUUCUACAAACUUUAAAUCACUAGAUGAGAACUUAGCCUUGCAGCAAGAGUUAGAAACUAAAGCGGGAUACAGGAAGUUUCGAUUAACUCAAAUGUUUUCCGCAACCAUGCCCGCAGCUGUUGAGAGAUUAGCCAGAAAAUAUUUGAGAUCUCCCGCCUAUAUUUCUAUAGGAGAUCCAGGCGCUGGCAAAAGAGCUAUUGAACAAAGAUUAGAAUUUAUCACUGAAAGCAGAAAAAGACAGCGGUUGCAAGAAAUACUUGAAACUGCGGAUCCUCCAAUCAUCGUUUUUGUUAAUCAAAAGAAAGCUGCAGAUGUUUUAGCUAAGACUUUAUAUAAAAUGGGAUUCAGUGCAACUUCGCUGCAUGGUGGUAAAGCUCAAGAUACUCGUGAAAUGUCGUUAAAUGAGUUUAAGAAAGGAAAUGUGGAUAUAUUAGUAGCAACUGAUGUUGCCGGUCGUGGUAUAGAUAUAGAAGGCGUUCAACUUGUAAUCAACUUUGACAUGCCAAAAGAUAUUCGAAAUUACACACAUCGUAUCGGGAGAACUGGUCGUGCAGGAAGAAAAGGAACGGCUAUAUCAUUUUGUACUGAAGAUGACUCUGGUCUCUAUUAUGACCUUAAACAAUUAUUAAUUUCUACAAAUAACGUAGUUCCUAUGGAACUACAAAAUCAUCCUGCAGCUAAGUCCAAAGCGGAACAAGCAGCUAUGGCUGGUGGAGAAGGAAACAUGAUUAUGAGAGCUCCCAUGCGUUUUUAA
This is a messenger RNA of Danaus plexippus (monarch butterfly), 2103 nucleotides long. RefSeq lists its product as uncharacterized. NCBI's taxonomy places the organism in Eukaryota, Metazoa, Arthropoda, Insecta, Lepidoptera, Nymphalidae. Gene Ontology annotation, cellular component: catalytic step 2 spliceosome. The record is from RefSeq and is a predicted model, not a curated record. The transcript has 10 exons. Gene Ontology annotation, molecular function: RNA binding; ATP binding; RNA helicase activity. Gene Ontology annotation, biological process: mRNA splicing, via spliceosome.